Molecule: messenger RNA, 733 nt
Organism: Oryza brachyantha (malo sina)
Lineage: Eukaryota; Viridiplantae; Streptophyta; Magnoliopsida; Poales; Poaceae
Product: LOB domain-containing protein CRL1-like
Exons: 2
Coding region: 1-648 (215 amino acids)
Biological process (GO): positive regulation of DNA-templated transcription; hormone-mediated signaling pathway
Cellular component (GO): nucleus
Source: RefSeq, a predicted model, not a curated record
AUGACAGGACUUGGCUCACCAUGUGGCGCGUGCAAGUUCCUACGCAGGAAGUGUGUCAAGGGGUGUGUCUUCGCGCCAUACUUCUGCCAUGAGCAAGGUGCUGCACACUUUGCCGCCAUCCAUAAGGUAUUUGGGGCAAGUAAUGCCUCAAAGCUCCUUAUGCAUCUCCCUGUUAGUGACCGCUGCGAGGCCGCAGUCACCAUGUCAUAUGAGGCACAGGCCAGGCUCCGUGAUCCAAUAUAUGGCUGCGUCUCACACAUCUUCUCUCUGCAACAGCAGGUAGUGAGUCUGCAAGCACAACUUGAAUCUCUGAAAGCUCAGGCAACAGAAGGGUACGGAGAUGGUUAUUCGAUCUCAAGCCCUCGAAAAGAUAGCUGCGGAAAUAUGUUUACAAAUUUGCUGCAAGAUGAGCAACUAUUUGUGAACCCAGCAAUGGCUAGUAAUUCUUCAGUAAAGAACGAGAAGGAAUCAUACUUUGCAAAUGAGCAGUUGGCUCCUGUGUCAGGUGAAUAUUCACAAGGCUUUGAAGCAGAGUUAUGCAUGAGUGAGUACAGCAACAGCAACCCUUGGUGCAGUGUGCAAGGGAAUGAGUAUGACGGCACGGAGGACCUCCAUUCAGUAGCCUUUGCCUAUCUGAACCAGGCAUGAGAUGGUGAUGCAUCAUUCAUGUGGUAGAAUGGUAGUUACUUGAACAAGUUGGAACAGUUUUGGUAACAAUAACUUAAAAUUCUUA